GUGGAAACUCUCAGGAGGGACCGACCGGAGCAGCCAUCGGUGGAUGUCACGGCAGCAAAACAAGGUUGUCUGCAGAUGCUGUUUGCCUGGUACCUUUGAGAGCAAUCGUAACCACACAGAGAGGUGUCAGCUGUGAGGUCUAAGGUGUAGGUGGCCUCCCCUUCCAACCUUCACUAAAGUGAUAUUCUUGGCAAUACCCAUGAGCAUCUCAGUGAAUGGACAUAGAUGCUCUAAAUCUUGGAGUCACCACAGUUCAACCCUCCAGCACGUGCUCCCUCUUGUGAAUUCUCCCCAUCUUUGUAGGAUGGACGAGGAGUCGCCAGAUGCACUGCUCUUCAAAGACCGUGACUUCUCCUCCGACUUGUUGAGGCAGCUCAACAGCUUAAGGCAAAACAGGAUCCUGACCGACGUGAGCAUCUGCACCGGGGCCUGGGAGGUCCCCUGUCACCGCAACGUGCUGGCCUCCAGCAGCCCCUACUUCAGGGCCAUGUUCUGCAGCAACUUCCGAGAGAGCAGGGAGGCCAAAGUCCAGCUGAAAGGCAUUGACUCCCCGACUCUGGAGCGGAUCGUCCUGUAUGUGUACACGGGCGAGGUGCAUAUCACAGCUGACACGGUCCUGCCCUUGAUGGAGGCCGCCUCCCUGCUGCAGUACCCCAAGCUGUUCGAGGCCUGCUCCUCUUACCUCCAGAGCCAGCUGACCCCCAGCAACUGCCUGGGCUUGAUCAGACUGUCUGAAAUCUUAAGCUGUGAGAGCCUCAGGAAGAGAGCCAGGGAGGUGGCCCUGGUGUAUUUCCCAGAAGUGGUGGCAUCGGCUGACCUGAAGGAGCUCUGUGCCUUGGAAUUGCGAGAUUACCUGGGAGACGAUGGGCUCUGUGGGGAGGAGGAGAAGGUGUUCGAAGCCCUCAUGGUUUGGGUCAAGCAUGACCUCCAGACCCGGACACGAUACAUGCAGGAACUGUUCAAGCAGGUCAGGCUUCAGUACGUCCACCCAGCCUUCUUCCAUCACUUCAUUGCCAACGAUGCCCUCCUCCAGUCCUCGCCCCACUGCCAGACCAUCCUGGAGACAGCCAAGAAGCAGAUGUUUUCUUUGUACAGCACCACCUGCGCCCCCGACCUCCACCCUCUGUGGCACGUCCCCCCAAGAAGCUCUUACCAAGAUUUCCUCAUCCUCUUGGGUGGAAGGAAGGACAACCAGCAGACCACUAGGGAUGUUCUGCUCUACAAUGGACAGACCAGCCAGUGGCAGAGCCUGGCCAAACUCCCGGCCCGGCUGUACAAGGCCUCGGCCGUCACCUUGCACCGCAGCAUCUACGUGCUGGGAGGCAUGGCUGUGGGCGCAGGGAAGAGCGUGCCCAGUCACAACGUCUACAUCUUCUCCCUGAAACUCAAUCAGUGGAGGCUGGGGCAGCCCAUGCUGGUGGCCCGCUACUCCCACCGAAGCACUGCCCACAAGAACUUCAUCUUCUCCAUUGGGGGCAUUGGAGAAGGGCACGAGGUCAUGGACUCCAUGGAGAGAUAUGACAGCAUCAGCAAUGUCUGGGAGAGCAUGGCCAGCAUGCCAGUGGGGGUCCUCCACCCUGCAGUCGCAGUGAAAGACCAAAGACUCUACCUUUUUGGGGGAGAGGACAUCAUGCAGAACCCUGUGCGCCUUAUCCAGGUUUAUCACAUUUCCAGAAACACGUGGUUCAAAAUGGAGACAAGAAUGAUCAAGAAUGUAUGUGCCCCUGCCGUGGUGCUUGGGGAGCGGAUUGUCAUUGUGGGAGGUUACACGAGGAGGAUCCUUGCCUAUGACCCUCAGUCCAACAAGUUUGCCAAAUGUGCAGACAUGAAAGACCGGAGGAUGCACCACGGGGCCACAGUGAUGGGGAACAAGCUGUACGUGACGGGCGGGCGGCGGCUGACCACGGACUGUAACAUCGAGGACUCGGCCUCCUUUGACUGCUAUGACCCCGAGACGGACACCUGGUCGUCCCAGGGACAGCUGCCUCACAAGCUCUUUGACCACGCCUGCCUCACUCUUCAAUGCAUCCCCCACACUUCCACCUUUCCCUGGGGUCCAUGAGAAACCGAGAGGUCUUCUGUCUUAGUCGGGAUGCUCUUGUUGCAAGAGACAGAACCCAACUCUAAAAAGCUUAACCCUAAAAGGGUACAAGGAGAGCACACAGGAAUGAAAGUUCCAGUGAGUUUGAAAGCCUGGAGCCCUGGAACCAACCAUACUGUUGACAGAACUCUGUCUCUCUGUCUCUGUCUCUCUCUGUCUCUCUUUUCUCGCUCCCCCUCCAUCCCUCCCUCCUUCUCUACCUCAUCUCUCUUGGCCUUUAUUCUACAAACAAGCUUCCUUAUCCACACGGUGUGAGGACAAUGGCAACUGAUAAAUCCAGACCCACCCUCUCC
Molecule: messenger RNA, 2394 nt
Organism: Camelus dromedarius (Arabian camel)
Lineage: Eukaryota; Metazoa; Chordata; Mammalia; Artiodactyla; Camelidae
Gene: KLHL38
Product: kelch like family member 38
Exons: 4
Coding region: 200-2062 (620 amino acids)
Molecular function (GO): protein binding
Source: RefSeq, a predicted model, not a curated record